Molecule: messenger RNA, 2218 nt
Organism: Camellia sinensis
Lineage: Eukaryota; Viridiplantae; Streptophyta; Magnoliopsida; Ericales; Theaceae
Source: RefSeq, a predicted model, not a curated record
AAGAUGAGAUUGAGAAUUUACUACUAAAGGGAAAUAGUUAUUUCAAGUGGACCUUGAUUGGUAUUUAGCCUUGACUAAUCACCCCAGAAAUAAAGCAAAAAUAAAAAAAUUUAAAAAAUCAUAUUCAAAGUUAAUGUAGCAGAAAAGUGUUGAUCAUUCAUGGGUAUAAUUGGGAGGACCUCAAACAAGAAUCAAACAAAGUCCCAUGAAAUGUUAAUUAUACUGCUUUCAAAUCAUUGCCAGUGAUUUGCCCAUUAUUUGUUAGCAUCCACUACAUUUCUCCAAAUAGCAAAGAGGACCACUUGAAGAGAAUCAUCCACAUGGGAUUUGUGAGGUGUGCCGGGCAAAUUAAUGCAUCCUCUGGUCACAAAAGACAUUUAACUGUAGAUAAACCUUUUGAAUUUAUAAUUUUAACAAGUACUAAUUUUAAUAUUUACUGAGUAUAUAUUUUAUAUCAUCCUAGAAGAAAAGAGAGAGCUUAGUUGUCUGAAGGAUAUCUUCGAAGUGGUAGGGCAUUGAUGUUUUUCAACUAACAAACAGUUUGGUCCAUUUUAUGGCUCUAAAUUCUUGAUGAUGAAUUUGAAGACAAAACCAUGUGUUCCUUGAGCUGCUAAUGUCUCUCUGUAGACCCCAAUCCCUUCACCACUCAUUCUACAUUUCAGAGGAUAAUCCACAUUACCUUUGAUCUAUGUAUAUUCACAUACGAGAAGUUAGUCUACACCACAGCCAACACAAGUCUUGAGUAUUGACAUUCUUCAUUGCCAAAGCUUCCACUUCUGCAAACUCUUCUCUACUGUUCUUCUUGUUCAUUGAGAAAAAUGGCUAUUCAUAUUCCUCGCAUUAUUCAUGUUAAACAAAUCCUCCAAAGGUCUUCAUCAUUGAAAGCAAAUCAAGCAGCUUCAUCAGCACCGUUUGAUGUCCCAAAAGGCUAUUUAGCAGUUUAUGUUGGAGAGAGCGAAAGGAAGCGAUUUGUGAUUCCGAUAUCAUACUUGAACCAACCUUCAUUCCAAGAUUUGUUAAGCCAAGCUGAGGAAGAAUUUGGGUUUGAGCAUCCAAUGGGUGGUCUCACCAUUCCGUGCAGAGAAGACAUCUUCAUUAAUCUCACUUCUCAAUUGGGUGGAUCAUGAAUCAUGAUAGAAACAAUGCUAGGAUAUGUUAGCAAACACAAUUUUGUAAAGUAAUUACCGUUUCUAUGUACAAAUUUUCUUUCUUUUCCUUUCAGCCGCCAAGGAGAGAUAGGAAAUGUCGUCAGACUAUUAUAAUUUAUAAUUAGACAUUAAUGGAAUUCUCUCACAUUUAAAGGCAAAAGCAUCAUUGCAUCAAUAUUUUCAUGUCCAUUUUCUCAGUUGAAUUCUAUUAGCAACACAGAGUACAUAUAAUUUUCUGUCUAAUGGUGAAUUAUGUGAGGAGGUGCUUGCCACCCUGAUGUCUAGAAAUUCCUGAUGUGCAAAAAACUGCCUUUUCAGAGGAUUUCAGUGAUUUAAAUAUAUUAAAAAAUCAACCUUAAAUUAUAGAAAAAUUCUGCAUUUUUGUUGACCUCAGCACUGGUUCAUUUGGCUAGAAACAGGCAUUCCAAAUAAUUGCUUGUGCUGUAGGGAGACAAAUCCAUAGAGAAACUGAUAAAACACUGGACCAACAAAACAUCAAUUUGUAAUUGCAUAUUAAUCUUUCCUCUGAAAUGUGAGGUGAAUCUUAUGUUGUUUUAGUCUAUAUGAGCUGAUGGUUCUCAUUAUAUAUGCAUUGAGGAUGUCAAAUUUCACUCAAGCCUGCAUUCAAGCUGUGAAAUUUAUGCAAUAGCAAUUAUUGUCAAAAUGUUUGAUUUUCAGGGUAUAUACAGAUCAUAAUGCAAGAAACUUUAUUAGAACUAUGAAUUACAGGGACUAUUGAUCCGUGCCAAUUUUAGUUAUAGAGUUAGAAGCAUAGAACAAUUUCACACGUUAGGUUGAUUCUAUACUGCUUCUGUUCAAUUGAGCAAUCACUGCAUUUGGGCCCCAAGCUCAAAUUAGCACCAUUUCUUUCUUUUUUUAAGCAACAUUGUCAUAUAUGAGCCAGCCAAUAACUCAUAUUUUCCAGUGCUUGUUGGUCUAACUGUGAAUUAUGUAGUUUAUAUUAUUCAUUAAGGAUAGUUUAGUACUUUAGAUUAUUAGGGAUUAUUAGGGUUUCGUUUAUAUAUUUUGUAAUUCUUCUUUUGAUUAAUUAACAUACACAAGUUUUGUCA